GCAGAAUAUAAUAAUGCGAGAUCAAGUUGAUCCCGUUUCGAAAAAUAAAAAAAUAUUAUAAGGUGCACGAUGCUGUUGGCCUAACAAUUGCAAACAUUGUAAAUCGAUCUACUCGUAAUAAUCUUCCUCUCAUCGCAAAAAUGAAAUUUUAUUUUUCCGCAUUUUCAAAUUUAGUUAUAUUAUUAUCCAUAUGUUUCACAACUCAAUCUUCCAGCUCAGAAAUAAUUCAACUACCCCAGUCAAUUUUAACGCUUUCCGUCACUGACUACGGCGCCGUCGGCGACGGCGUUCACUACGACACUCCGUACAUCCAAGCCGCCGUCAACGACUGCCACGCUCUCGGCGGCGGCCACGUCAUCUUCCCGCCGGGAAGGUACCUAACGGCUACAAUAUUCCUGAAAUCCGGCGUGGUAUUGGAAGUGCAAGAGAAUGCGACGAUCCUGGGAGGAACGAAGCAGAGGGAUUAUCCGGCGGAGAAUAGCCGGUGGUACGUGGUGGUGGCGGAGGAUGCGGAGAAUGUGGGGAUCACCGGCGGCGGGGAGAUUAAUGGACAGGGGUUGAAGUUUGUUAAGAGAUUUGAUGAGAGGAAAAAUGUUAUGGUGAGCUGGAAUACAAGUGGGGCCUGUUUGGGUGAUGAGUGUAGGCCCAGGCUCGUGGGAUUUUUACGCAGUAAAAAUGUUCGGGUUUGGAAUGUGAACUUGAUUCAGCCUGCGUACUGGUGCUUGCACCUGGUACAGUGUGAAAAUUCAUUGAUACAUGAUGUCUCAAUAUAUGGAGAUUUCAAUACACCAAACAAUGAUGGAAUAGAUAUAGAUGAUUCCAAUAAUACAUUCAUUACUAGAUGCAACAUUAACACUGGAGAUGAUGCUAUUUGCCCAAAAACAUAUGAUGGUCCUCUCUAUAACCUUACCGCGACUGAUUGUUGGAUUCGAACAAAAUCUUCAGCUAUCAAACUUGGAAGUGCUAGCUGGUUUGACUUCAAGGGUCUGGUUUUUGAUAAUAUCACCAUAGUAGAAUCUCACAGAGGACUUGGUCUACAGAUUCGAGAUGGAGGAAAUGUAAGUGAUAUAACUUUCUCAAAUAUAAAUAUCACCACAAGAUACUAUGACCCGUCAUGGUGGGGAAGAGCAGAACCUAUAUAUGUGACAACCUGCCCCAGAAAUGAAGAUUCGAAAUCGGGUUCAAUAUCCAAUCUACUAUUUGUUAACAUCACUGCAACUUCAGAAAACGGUGUCUUCUUAUCUGGAUGUAAAGGUGGAACUCUGCGCAACUUGAAAUUUGAGAAUGUGAAUCUCACUUACAGGAGAUGGACAAAUUAUAUGGAUGGUUUAGUAGACUACAGGCCAGGAUGUCAAGGACUAGUUAAUCAUAGUUCUGCCGGUUUUCUAAUGGAACAUAUCGACGGAUUUGAAGCUGUAAAUGUGAAUAUGGGAUGGGGAGAAGAACACUUGGGGAGGUGGAACACUCCUUUGGAUUUCAAGCCUUCAACUGUAAAUAACAUCUCUUUAAUUAAUUUCCACUCCGGUUUAUUCAAACAGUGACGGUCUCGAGAGGCCGUCAAUUCAUUCUUUUGAUCAAACAAGAGUUAAAUUAUACUCUAUAUAAAGUUUCCCAGGGGAGAAGCUCUUUAUUCUGAGAUGAUGGAGCUUAAAUAAACUUAUAUCUAUUGAUUUAAAGUUUUAGAA
Messenger RNA from Daucus carota subsp. sativus, 1685 nucleotides. RefSeq names its product exopolygalacturonase. The coding region runs from base 141 to 1541 and encodes 466 amino acids. NCBI's taxonomy places the organism in Eukaryota, Viridiplantae, Streptophyta, Magnoliopsida, Apiales, Apiaceae. The transcript has 3 exons. Gene Ontology annotation, molecular function: polygalacturonase activity. Gene Ontology annotation, biological process: carbohydrate metabolic process. The record is from RefSeq and is a predicted model, not a curated record.